Molecule: messenger RNA, 2005 nt
Organism: Magnolia sinica
Lineage: Eukaryota; Viridiplantae; Streptophyta; Magnoliopsida; Magnoliales; Magnoliaceae
Product: SAC3 family protein C
Exons: 9
Coding region: 199-1449 (416 amino acids)
Biological process (GO): mRNA export from nucleus
Cellular component (GO): cytoplasm; nucleus; transcription export complex 2
Source: RefSeq, a predicted model, not a curated record
UGGACAACUCUAUACGAAAAGUAUCGAAGGAAAGGGCGUGAAGGUAAUUUCACACUCUCCUUCCAUACACAACUUUAUGUGAAAAGCAUUAAAGGAAAGGGCAUGAAGGUAAUUUCACACUCUUCUUCCGUAGACUGUUAUUCUUCCUUAGACAGUUCCAAAUAGCAGAGAGAUGGAAGCAGAGUAAAACAGUAACACAUGGAGAGGAGACGCAGAGAUUGGAAAGCGGGAAGAGCUCAUCUUCCCUCUUCUUCUUCUUCUCAAUCUGCCAAUUCCACAUAUCAACGACCGAAAUUCCCCUCAAAUGCCUCUAGAAAUCCAGAAAAUUACAACCGUAAUCCUUCCACUGGCAAACAGAGGAUCAAAGAAGGCGAAGAUUCUUGCAAUCUUCCCUCCGUAAUCGGAACCUGCCCCGACAUGUGCCCAGCAAGGGAAAGAGCCCAACGUGAGCGACUCAGAGAUUUAUCUGUGUUCGAGAGGUUAAAUGGGAAUCCAGGGAGAACGUCUUCUACCCUUGCUGUCAAAAAGUUUUGCAGAACUAUGUCUACCAUGGAUAUGCAGGCAUCAGACGUGCGGCCUCUCCCAGUGUUACGAAACACAUUGAAGUACCUCUUCAACUUAUUGGACUCUUCAGAACAACCAUUUGAAGUAGUUCAUGACUUUGUCUUUGAUAGGACAAGAUCGAUUCGACAAGAUCUUGGCAUGCAGAACAUCAUUAGUGAUCAAUCGAUUCACAUGUAUGAGGAAAUGGUUAAAUUUCAUAUCAUAUCGCACCACAAGCUUAUGAGAUGUAGUGGCGACUCCAAUAUUUCUUCCCUGCAUUAUCUGAACAUGGAGCAGCUCAUGAAAUCUCUUGUAUCUCUUUUUGAUCUCUAUGACAUCAAUCAAAAGUCCAGCUCCAUUAACAAGAAUGCAGCCGAGUUCUAUUCAUUUUAUGUACUUCUGCAUCUUGCUCCUAACAGCCAACCAAUGGGGGAGUCACUAUCUCUGUGGUUACGGCAACUGCCCUCUACAGUUAUUAAGUCGAAGGAAAUGUGUUUUGCUCGGAGUCUUUUAAGGCACUCUAGAAUGGGCAACUACAAGCGUUUCUUCAGUAUCAUAGCAGCAGAGGCAUCUCAUCUUCAAUUCUUCCUUAUAGAGCCUUUCAUCAAUGAGGUUCGUGCAAUUGCAUUGUCUUAUAUCAACCACGGGAACUACAAGCUUCAUCCAUACCCUCUGGCCCACCUGUCUGAACUCUUGAUGAUGAAGGAGUCCGAAGUGGAGUCCUUAUGCAAUGCUUGUGGGCUUGAAACCAGCACGGAUGAAGCAGGAAUUAAGCUUGUGCCCACUAAGCAAACGGGUUUCUGUCUGCCCAAAGGGGGGUUCCAAAACUACAGCUUCUUGGGUUUGGAAAGAUUGCAGAGGCAAGCUGCAUUCAAUGACGCCAGACAAGCUGCCAAUACCGAGUGAGCUGAGCUGCAGAAUGUGUUGCAUCACCAUGUUGGAUUUAUAUUAAUUCAUUGAAGAAUUACCGCAAGUGGGCCACUAUUUAGGCCCCACCCUGAUUGAUAGAUUACCCCACCCUCUACCACUUUUAGUAAUUGUGAUGGUACAAACUUGGUAAUUGUGACGGCGCUUUUAAGUGUGUAUUUAUAGGCCUUGGUGGGUGCCAGCGUCAAUCUACUUGUUGGAAUUGCCUCCGGUGGCACUGUAAGAUGUAGAUCUAUGUCAGCUGAUAACUUGAAAUUGUUAUUUGCUCCGGAUGUUAGCGAUGAUGGCAGCGGACCUAGAAUUUCUAGUGACAGUGGGAGUUACUGGGCUAUGGAGGACUAAAUGUAGUAGAAUUCUUCUUUGGAAUUGAGGGCAAGCGCUAUACAAAUUUAGUCUCUGAUGUUAUGCCUAUUAUGUUUUUAAAUUUUCUGCUGUGUUUGUACCUAAGUUGUUGUUCACUUGAAGACUCUCUAAGGCCUUUCAUGAUUCAACUCGAUAUUCUAAUAAUUGAUAUGUAUAUUAUUUUGUGAGAUAA